AUGCCCGCCAAGAUCUGCACGCCCGCCGGUUCCUGGCGCCACACUGUGUCGCCUGAGGACGAAUCCCACGGUUUCAUGAAGCUCAAUCCUAGCGAGCAAUCCGUCGUUGAGGGUCCACCCCCAAGCGUUAGGCCACCCGGCGAAUCCCCCAUUCAUCGGUUGGCCCACUCUGCCCUGCAGGUCGGGACAAGGCUCUUGGUAUUCAUCACUGCCAUCAAGCACUUUCAAGACAAGAUGAGGCUCAUCGACAACGCUGCGCUCUUUGGAGCCCUACUCCUUGCUCGCUUUGGAAGCGCCCAGGAUUGUUACCGUCUGCCAAGCGAUGCCGACUGGCCAUCCGAUAACGCGUGGUCGACACUGAACUCGACCGUGAACGGGAAGCUCGUAGCCACUGUCCCAAUUGGCUCCCCGUGUCACGAUCCGACAUACGAUGCCGACGCUUGCGACGCAUUGAAGUCAUCAUGGCUCAACCCGCUGAUACACACCCCGUCUUCCCACUCGAUAAUGCAGUCGUACUUUGCCAAUCAGAGCUGCGAUCCAUUCUCCGAUAGGAGCAUCCCGUGCACUCUGGGCAACUACGUUUCGUACUCUGUCAAAGCUACCGAGGCUGAGGAUGUCGUCUCUGCUCUUGAGUUCGCCAAAGCUCAGAAAAUUCGUGUGGUUGUGCGGAACACUGGGCAUGAUUUCCUUGGAAGAUCUACCGGAGCCGGCGCUCUAGCCAUCUGGACCCAAAGUCUCAAGAACAUCGCCUUCGGCGACUGGUCCGAUGAGCACUACACUGGCCCGUCGGUCACCGUUGGCGCUGGAGUGAUGGGCAACGAGUUGCUCGAGGCAGUGCACAAGCAAGGCAUGAGUGUUGUGUCUGGUGAAUGCGCUACUGUCGGUCUAGCAGGAGGAUUUACCCAAGGUGGUGGACACUCGGUGCUCAGCACUGAGUUCGGGCUUGCUGCUGAUCAGACCUUGUCCUUCGAGGUCGUGACUGCUGAGGGCAAGAUGCUCACUGCUUCAGCAACCGAGAACGCCGACCUUUACUGGGCUCUCAGCGGAGGUGGUGGUGGCACAUAUGCUAUCGUCCUCUCAUUGACUGUACGAGCAUACCCAGCCAAGCAGGUUGGUGGUGCUGCUAUGCAGCUUCUCGCCUCGUCCACCACCCCCGAGAAGUACGCCGCAGCAACUGCCAAGCUGAUUGAGCUCUUGCCAGCGAUGAUCGACGCUGGUGCUAUGGUCGUCUUCUUGGUCAGCACUCAGUACAUUGUGAUCAAGCCCGUCACCGUCUGGGACUCAACAGCUGCCUACGUCAAGGACGUGGUGCUUGCGCCUUAUGCCAAAGCUCUUACAGAUCUCGGCAUCACGCCCCCAAUCGUCUACAGCGAGCUGUCUUACCGCGACCACUUCGAUCGCUACAUGGGCCCUCUCCCACGCGGCGCAUACGAAGUCAACCGAUACCAGUUUGGUGGCCGUCUCAUUCCCCGAACUGUGGUCGAGAACAAGACCGCCGACCUUGUCAAGGUCUACCAAGAGCUUGCCGCAGAAGGCGUCUUGCUUGCUGGUAGCUCAGCAAACUACAAGAAGCCCGCUGGAGUCGCCGACAAUGGCGUACUGCCCGCAUGGAGAGACGCCAUGAUCCAGCUGCAACUUAUCACAAACUGGGAUUCCACCGCUCCUUGGGCCACCAUGGAGGCAGCUCAGCAGAAGAUGACCAACGAGCUCAUGCCUAAGAUUGAAGCCAUUACUCCGGGCAGUGGCUCAUACCUUAAUGAGGCAGAUUUCCAGCAGCCGAACUGGAAGGAGACCUUCUUUGGCAAGAACUAUGACAAGCUGAAGGACAUCAAGAAGAAGUACGACCCUAAGGAUGUUCUCUACAUCCUCAAGGGUGUUGGUAGUGAGGCUUGGAAGGUCAGCAAAGACGGACGCAUGUGCCGUGCGUAG
Alternaria hordeiaustralica is the source of this 1929-nucleotide messenger RNA. RefSeq lists its product as uncharacterized. Gene Ontology annotation, molecular function: FAD binding; oxidoreductase activity. The coding region runs from base 1 to 1929 and encodes 642 amino acids. The record is from RefSeq and is a predicted model, not a curated record. NCBI's taxonomy places the organism in Eukaryota, Fungi, Ascomycota, Dothideomycetes, Pleosporales, Pleosporaceae. The transcript has 3 exons.